UAAAUUAUUGCAUCCCUUUCCGUUGAUAUUUUUCCGCUGUUUCAGAUCUAUAAAUAGCCUUCUCUGUUUUGCCACUUCGCUCAGUUCAUCACCAUCAUCCUCGUUGUCAUCGGAGAAGGAAGAAAAAGAAGAAGUUACGGAUGUUGAUAUCGGGGCUGCCCGACGAUGCCGCGCGAGAGUGACUGAUUCGUCUCCCUUUCAGUAGCUUUCCAGCGGCCCGCUCGGUUUGUCGCCUGUGGAAGCUGGAGAUCGACUCCCCGUACUUCCACUGCCGGCGGAAAGCCGCCGGCAGGACCCAACGCGUCAUCGCCCUCAACCAGGUCGAAUCCACCUCUGCUUCUCCCACUUCCACCGCUAAGCCCGGCGACUCUGAUACCGGUGGCUCUCCCAUCGCUUCCUACCAUCUCGCCCUUUUCGAGCCCGCCACCGGCUCUUGGAGUCGCCUCCCUUCUCCCCCUUCCCUCCCCCGUGGUCUCCCUCUCUUCUGCCGCCUCGCCACGGUCGGCAACGAGGCGGUCCUUCUCGGUGGGUGGGACCCUGACUCGUGGGCCGCCACCGACGCCGUCCACGUCUACAACUUCGCCUCCGGCGCCUGGCGCCGCGGGGCCACCAUGCCCGGCCCGCGUCGCUCCUUUUUCGCCUGCGGAGCUGCAACAGGGGCGGCCAGCGUGCUAGUCGCCGGCGGCCACGACGAGGAGAAGAACGCGCUGCGAUCGGCGAUGACAUUCGACGUCGGCGCGGAUACUUGGGCGGCGCUGCCGGACAUGUCGAUGGAACGGGACGAGUGCCGCGGGGUGUGGCUGCGAGGCCGGUUCCACGUCGUCGGCGGGUACUCCACAGCGGAGCAGGGGAGGUUCUCGCCAACGGCGGAGGCGCUCGACGAGACAACAGCAGCGCGGUGGGAUGUGGCUGAGCUGGAACUGGAGGAGGCGGGGCCGUGGAUGAGGACUUGCGUGGCGGGCGGAGACGCGCAGCGGCUGUACAUGUGCCGGGGCGACGGAGGGGGGCAGGUGGCAGCGUUGGUGGAGGAGGCAGCACGGUGGCGGUCGGUGGGAGAGGUGCCCGCCGAUGUGCGCGUGGCGACGCAGCUGGUGGGGUGGGAGAGCGGGCUGAUGGUGAUGGGGUUGGAGAUUCACGGCGGGACACUAACGGCAUACGUGAUGGAGAAAAGGGAGACGGCGUGGCGGAAGGUGGCGGUGCCGGAUGAGUACUCCGGCCACGUUCAUGAAGCGUGCUGCAUUGAGAUCUAAUAUCUACUAUAUUUUCAAUUCUCUGCCUUGUUCAUUAUCUGCUCUUUCAUCUUUAAUUUUGUUCAAGAAGAAGAUUUUGAUAUCUGUAGAAGAAAGGCCGUUUGUAAGCAUAGAACAGUUUUCAAGUUCGAUCGAUCGGCCGAUCCUAUAAAAACAUUUUAAAGUUGUAAACAAAGUUGCCCUCUAUUUUGAUUUUUGAUUCAAGAAUAUCCAUUUUUGUAUUUUUUUU
Zingiber officinale is the source of this 1479-nucleotide messenger RNA. RefSeq names its product F-box/kelch-repeat protein At1g80440-like. Gene Ontology annotation, biological process: regulation of phenylpropanoid metabolic process; negative regulation of cytokinin-activated signaling pathway. Bases 612 to 1250 code for a protein of 212 amino acids. The transcript has a single exon. Gene Ontology annotation, molecular function: protein binding. The record is from RefSeq and is a predicted model, not a curated record. Lineage: Eukaryota; Viridiplantae; Streptophyta; Magnoliopsida; Zingiberales; Zingiberaceae.